AUGCAUCCUGCAAACCAAUCCAUCGAAGAGACAGUGCAGGAGCUGAAAAAAACCAAAGAUUUGGGUAGCUUUAUAAAAGGUGCGUGGGCAGGUUUUAUGCGGGAACUUGGAAUCGAGACUUCGUUCGCUAACACCCGCAUUCUUACAGCUAAUGAUCCAGCAAUUCAAGGGCUUUCACACCCGUCUGAGAGAGUGGAUGUUCGAGAUGGCAUGAUCAUUCAUACAGAUGUUAUCAUUCCAACUCGAGAUGGGACCAAGCUGCGGGGAAACAUCUAUCGCCCAGAGACACAUAACGAUCAGAAGCUUCCGGUUUUACUCAACUACAGCGUCUACGGCAAAGAUAUGGCUCUAGAGCCCUGUAUGUUCCCCAAAAGUAGCGGACUAGACAACAGUCACUAUACGCCAUACUACCAAUUUGAAGCUUGUGAUACACCUUGGUGGACCCAAAGGGGAUACAUUGUUGCCUACGUGGAUGCACGUGGUUCUUUUCAGUCAGAAGGCGACAAGAGCUAUUACUCUCGCGAUGUUGCUCUUGAUGGUUAUGAUAUCAUCGAAUGGCUUGCUGUUCAGGAAUGGGCAAGUGGUAAGGUCGGAAUGUACGGUGCCAGUGCAUUUGCCAUGCUGCAGUGGCAGGUCGCAGCAGAAAAUCCCCCAUCGCUUGCGGCAAUCUUACCUUUUGAUGGAAUGACGGAUCUAUACCGAGAGAUGGCCCGCAAGGGCGGUAUUCCAGAGACUCAGUUCAUGGCUGUGUACCCACACCUUUAUAACUGGGGUAGGGGUCUUGUGGAGGACUCUGGAAAUGCUCAUUUCCAGCAUCCUUUCUUUGAUGAUUAUUGGCGCAGCAAGAUUCCGCGCCUUGAUCAAAUCAAGUGUCCGGCUUACGUUGUAUCUUGCUGGGGAGAUCAAGGAAUCCACACUCGCGGCACACUGAAUGGGUGGAAACAGAUCGGUUCAACAACAAAGUAUCUAGAGAUUCAUCCUUAUCAAAAGUGGGAAUUUGCUCUCACCGAAGAAUCUCUUACCCGGCAAAAGGCCUUCUAUGACACAUUCUUGCAUGGGAAGGAAACCGAGGUCAAAUUUUGGCCUCCUGUCAGAUGGGCUAUGCGUGAAAGCUUCUAUAACUCGGAGUGGCGCUAUGCUACCACAUUCCCCUUUCCGCAAACUGAGUAUGUAAAGCUCUACCCUACACCCGCCGGUGGUCUAUCGCAAGUCGCCCAGCCUACAGAGCAGAACGUUUCGUACGACGCUCAAACAGGUGAAGUCACUUUUGAGGUUCCUUUCACCGAGUCCUAUGAGUUCGCUGGCCACGCAAAACUGCGACUCUGGGUUGAAGCACGCGGAGCUGAUAACAUGGAUCUUUUCAUUGUUCUGAAGAAGAAAGAUGCUUCAGGCAAUGAGGUCCACUUUCCAUGGCUUACUAUCAUUGACAAUGGUCCAAUUGCUUUCGGCCAUCUUCGAGUUUCCAGACGGGAGCUGGACGAAUCUAAAUCAACGGAAUUUCAGCCCUAUCACAGCCAUCAGAAGGAUCUCCUCCUUGAACCUGGCCAGGUGGUCCCCGUCGAUAUAGAGAUUCUGCCCUCCUCAUGCCGAUUCCGUCCAGGAGAUACUUUGCAAGUGAGCAUUUCCGGACAUGAUUAUGGGAAAUACCCUCCCAUGAUUCCUGUGGCCCGUCAUACAAAGACUGUGAAUAAAGGAGCUCAUGUGAUUCACUUUGGCGGAAAGCAUGAAAGCUUUUUGCAACUACCUGGUAUUCCUCCUGGGGCAGGAUCCUCAUUAUGCCAUGGGAAAACCAUUAAGAUGGCUCUACUCGCCAAUCGUGUCAAAGGAUGGAAUGACGAGAAGUUCCUUGAGGAGUAUCUUCAAACUCAUGCCGGCAUGACAGCACAGGUAUCUAACAUGGUUCCCUUCCUGAGAGCCUAUACACAAGUCGCGGGGGUUCCAAAAGCCUCUGUGGAGACCUUCUCCACUGAUCAGUCCCGCUUCGAAAUUGCGAGCAUUCUGGGGUGGUCUUCCCUGGCAAAACUGGGAAGUUCCUUCAAGCACCCAGGUUACAGAGCGAGUGCCGGACAGCAUGAAUUCGCUGAUCCUGAGCUCGCCGGAUCACUCAGUCAGGCCUUUGAAGAUAUAAUGUUCGAUCCGGUCCUCUUCAAGGAUCGUCAGGAUUCGUUCAAGGUCGUCGUCUUCUUGGCCAAGGCUUCCGAGAAAAAUGUCUCUGAUUAUGAUCUCCAGAGCAGGAGUGACGCAUUGAAGGAGUUGGGUUCAGGAACGGGAUUGAUUCGCUAUGUUUUGAAUCGCGAUGUCACCCCAUCGAACCCAAGAGAAUUCUUCAAAGAUACUCAGUUCGAGAAUGGAGACUGGGGUAACGUGGGCGCUAUGGAGCAGUACUGGUUCCGCGACGAGCAGUCGGCCGUUGAAUUCUUUGCAAACUCAACUCGUGUGCAAGCUCUUCAAAGCUUGCCCUCAUCAUUCGACCCCCAGCGCACAAUCAGUGUCACAGGAAGGGAAGUUAGUGUUGUUGCAAAAGACCUAAAUUUUUAA
Messenger RNA from Penicillium odoratum, 2538 nucleotides. Its product is annotated as CocE/NonD family hydrolase. The transcript has 5 exons. The record is from RefSeq and is a predicted model, not a curated record. Lineage: Eukaryota; Fungi; Ascomycota; Eurotiomycetes; Eurotiales; Aspergillaceae. The coding region runs from base 1 to 2538 and encodes 845 amino acids. Gene Ontology annotation, molecular function: dipeptidyl-peptidase activity.